This is a messenger RNA of Carassius gibelio (silver crucian carp), 5563 nucleotides long. RefSeq names its product hamartin-like. The record is from RefSeq and is a predicted model, not a curated record. NCBI's taxonomy places the organism in Eukaryota, Metazoa, Chordata, Actinopteri, Cypriniformes, Cyprinidae. Bases 387 to 3809 code for a protein of 1140 amino acids. The transcript has 22 exons. Gene Ontology annotation, cellular component: TSC1-TSC2 complex. Gene Ontology annotation, biological process: negative regulation of cell population proliferation; negative regulation of TOR signaling; regulation of cell cycle.
GCUACUUUAUCACUGUUUCCACGGGAUGUUUCUCAUGUCCAAGCGACCCCGAUAACGCGAUAUUUAGCACAUGGAGUGAGAAUUUUACCAGGGGAACCCUAUCAAAAACAUUUAUUUUACCCCCGGAUAGCGAUUUUUUAACUGGGAGCCUCCCUCGAAAUGUGAUUGGGAGCAACUGGGAGGAUUUUGUUGUGAAAACCUGGCAACCCUACGCUGCAAGCUUAGCUAGCACUCAUUGCACAGCAACACUUCACACCCUUCUGUCACUCAUUCCGUGAUCUUGUGACAGAAGAGGCGUUCAUGCAUACGCAUCCCAUGCUGACAUCACAGGCCAUCGGUAUAUGCUGUGACAAAGGUGUCAGUCCUGCCCUCUGUCCUACACAGCUAUGGCCAAAGACCAGCAAAAUGUGUUUGACCUCGUCCCUCUUCUGGGAUCCACUGACCUACACAAGCUGGAGCAGGUCAAAAACCUGCUGCAGGAAACCCUCAGUGCAGAUAAAGGGACUAUGUUGCUGUGGAAUAUUGUGGAAUAUUUCCUGGAGACAAGCUCAUCUCAAGCUGUGGAUAUCCUGUCUUCUGUCAGGGAGCCCCAUGACAAGUAUCUUUUAGAUAAGAUGAAUGAAUGCAUGGGCAAGCAGAGCUGCCGUCUCGCCACCAUCACCCUCCUUGGACAUAUUGUUCGCAAGCAGCCACCAUGGAUCCACAAGAUCGCUCGCUUCCCUCUGCUUGCCUCGCUGCUCAAAUGCCUCAAGACUGACUCCGAUGUGGUAGUUCUCAUAACUGGUGUGCUGGUGUUGAUCGCUCUACUACCCAUGAUUCCUCAGAACAGUAAACAACUUCUGUGCGAGUACUUUGAUAUCUUUGGAAGACUUGCUGCCUGGAACCAACGUCACCCAGGUCAAGCUCAGGGAGUGUUUGCAGUCCAUCUACAUGCCAGUGUAUACUCGCUUUUCCAUCGUUUAUAUGGCAUGUAUCCCUGUAAUUUCGUUUCUUACUUGCGUUCCCACUACAGUAUGAAGGAAAAUGUUGACACAUUUGAGGAAGUGGUAAAGCCCAUGUUACAGUAUGUACGGAUACAUCCUGAGCUCAUCACCGGAAACAAAGACUACGAGGUUGAUGCAAUUAGAUGGAAGAGAUUUGAGCCUCAUGAUAUCGUGGUUGAAUGUGCCAAAAUUUCACUGGAUUCUAAGGAGGCGUCAUCUGAAGUAGGAUACUCCUCUCUGUCGGAUCACAUACCACGACGCCCUGUAGAACAGAGCCGAUCAUGCUCAGAGCUCAGCAUCCAUGAAAUCACAUCUGUCACACCAAGGGCUGUUGUUCAUCAGUCUCUAUUUCUGUCACUACCUUAUCUCACUGUAACCCAAGACUCAGGUUCCAGCGCACAGACCCCCAACCAUCAGACUGAUGGGAUGAACUCCUCAGGGACGAAGGAGGAGAUGUGGAGUCCUUCUUCAGUGUGUGGGAUGACCACCCCUCCCAACUCUAGAGGAAUGUCCCCCACCACAGUUUCUGAUGUCUCACAUAGUGCCUCCCAGCUCUCAGGACGGGUCCCCAGCACUCCAGGGGAUGGAAAAUGGACCCUUUCUCCCUCCACACCCUCAGGGUCAUCUCCUCUCCCAUCACUCUCAGAGGAAAUAGGGCAGCCUGCCCAAAACACCAGCUGUACUCAUGCUAAGGGGAUUCAUACAGGCAAAGACCUGAAGAAAGUCGCACCUAUAAGUAUUAAUAACAAUGGAUGUGCAAGUGAUGCCAAGACUCCGGUGUCAUUGGAACAGCUCUCUGACAUUGUCAAAAGGACAGACGGGGAGAGAGAGGAUGAUACUAUCGAUGAGGAGAUUUUGAGUCUGACUAACGGGAGACUGGAAUUCGGAAUGAGGCCGGGCCUGGAUUCCUCAUUUUCUGGCUCCUUGGACACCCUCCUCUCAUCUCACCCCAGCCAUGAGCAGAAUUUAGUGUCCACACCAGACAGGGUUGAAUUUUUUGCCAAAGGAGGAGAGCAGCAACCCUGGUCCCUCUGGCCCGCAUUCACCCCCAUUGGAAAUGGGAAGUGUAGUAAAUGUUCUCUGUCUGAUUUGACAAUUGAGUCCAUGCCAUAUGAGCUGCUGUUUGACCUCGCCCUGCCUAAAGUGGCAUCUCUGUUUUUGGAGAGGAAGACCACAGAGGCCAUCCAGAGAGCUGAUGAAGAAGGGGAGCACCGAGAGGAGCUAAAGGGAGAGGAUCUUUCUACCACCUCCCCUCUGGAGGUAUUGGACCGGGUUAUCCAGCAGGGUCAUGACACCCAUGAGAAAGUGCUGAAGACAACUCUGUCUUCUCAAAGCCAAUCACCAGACCCACACUCUGGAGGUAAACAGCAUAGCAAUAAAGGAAAAGGUCCUGUGUCUACGGAGUCAGAUGAGCUGGGGAUGUUGCGCAGUCAGCUGCUGUUGCUGCAUAACCAGUUGCUGUAUGAGAGACAUAAGAGAGAGCAGCAUGCACUUCGUAACCGCCGUCUGUUCGGACGUAUUGUCAAUGCUACUGCCCUGGAAGAGCAAAACAACUCCAUGAAAACCCAACUCAAGCUUCAGGACAUUGAGAUCCAGGCUGUGCAGGUAAGCCUGAAAGAGGAACAGCGGCGCUCCAGGCAUAUACAGGAAGACAGAGAUGCACUUGUGAACCAACUGCAGACUCAAAUCCAGCAGCUACAGAAGGAGAGGAACGAUUAUUACUCAAAGAUGCAGGAGCUAAAGAGUGAUUUGCAAGAGAAUCAGAAGAAGGUCCGAGAAAUGGAAGCAGAGCUCCAGAAAGCCAAUAACAAAAUGUGUAAUAUGGGACACAUGCUCAGCCAGCUGUCCAUCAAGCUGAACAAUAGUGAAAACAUUGAGCAGCAGAUGGCUUUCCUGAACAAGCAGCUGCUGCUUUUGGGUGAAGCCAACAAGUUAUGUGUGGAGGAAAUCGACCGCUUGGGACCUGAGGCUAGCAAGGAGCUGAAUAUGCUGCAGUCAUCUUCACUGCAUGAGGCUGAGCGUUUGAGGCAGAGCUCUCUUCAGCAGAGUCAGAGACUUGAAGCUGCCCAACAGCGCAUCACAGACCUGGAGACCCAACACACCAAGAAAGAGCAAGUCAUCCGCGAGCAAAAGAAACUGCUGGAGAAUGUCAAAUGCCAGGCCACGGAGCAGCUGCAGGCUUCAGAGAACAGGUAUCUGGCCCAGAAGCACAUCACUCAGGCAUUACAAUCUGACCUGCUUGAGCUCUAUUGCCAGCUAGAGCUCAAAAACCUGAACAAUAAAUCACCAGCAGAGCCCACUUCUGAACUCAACAGUCCAACCAAGCAGAGGCAAAAUGGCAACAGUACAGGCCCAUCUGCGCCGUUUCUAUCAACCAACCCAAUGAAAAAGGAUGAAGGGAUGGACGUGUGUGUCAAUGGUGAAAUAUCUGCCGGGUCUCCUCAAACAUCCACAGCACUCAUUAAUGGCAGUCAGGAAGAAGAUCUUUCCGCCCUUACCCAUUCAUUUCCUGCUCUCUCCUUCGACUCCUCGCUGGCAGUUAAUUCUUACCCCAGUACUGGAAGUUUUUUGGGCAAGAUAGCCAGAGAGAUGUUUCGAAAUAAGAGCGAGAGCCACUAUGAGGGUGAGCCGGCUGCCUUCACCUGCCUCUCUAAGGAUCUUAUGGUUGAGCCAGUCACAGAGCCCACAGAGAGCAUGAAGCUUGAAGAGGCUACUGUCCAGGCUGACCUGCAGCCCAUAGACAGACCCCUGGCAUAUAAUAUUCAGCGGAAGAGGCAGCAGGAUCUAAAGAUCAUGGACUACAAUGAGACCCAACAGGAGCAUUGAUUGUACACUGCUGACAUGAUUGCCCGCAGUUAGAAGAGGAUCAUUUUGGACCCAGUAUUAGAAUGCACUGCUCUUUUUGUUAGAGUGGUUUGCAGAGUUUUAAUAAAUUUUAAAAGCUCUUGUACUACAAAACCGCAAAAAAAGGAAAAAGUUGUUGGUUGGCAAGUUGCCAUGUAGUCACCACAGUGGCAAGAGAAUCUUGAAUCUUGUCUUCAAAAAAGCUUCACUUAUAUUUUGUCAUUCAUUUUAUAUAUAUAUAUAUAUAUAUAUAUAUAUAUAUAUAUAUAUUUUUUUUUUUUUCUUUCAUUUUGCAACCUUGGUGAUUAUAUUGCCUGGUGGUUGAAUGUUAUUCAGCCCUCACUGUACUUUUAAGCAAAUGUAUUGACUUAAUCACUGUGUUUGCUUUUGCAAUAGUACCAUUUGGUUUUGAAUCCUCCUUAAUUUGUUGCAUUGAGAUGAGCAUUGUUAAUUUCCGGUGAUGUGACUCGGCACAAUACUGAGUGUGAUCAUUGCAAACGCAGCACAGUAAAUAGUAAAUAGAUCAUGCCUAUGAAAAACCAAACAAUCAGUCCGAUAAAAAUGUGAAAAAAAAAGAAGCUAAUCGGAAUAGGUGAAGUAGAAUAUGAAAUCACAUUUCAUUGCUGAGGCGAGCCAUAAUAUAUAUGGCUGAGCAGUGUUUUGUGUGCUUCGCCUUUAUCGAAAAAGCAAGUCUUUUGUUGUUUCUAGUAAUAGAUUUUAUUUUUAUGCAUUUAAUGUUCUCCGCUGGGAUUGUAGCGCCCAGUCACAAGUGCAAUACUUAGUUAGCUAACACUUCAUGCCAGCUUGAAGAUAUGAGUGAUACUGGGAAAAAGAAACAAUUUAGAUUGCUUUUUUUUUUCAACACCGGCAGAGCCUUACAGAACACAAGCCAGGCUGCUGUAGGUGUAUUUGUUGAGACCAAGUGUGAAUCGAGAAUAUCUUUGUGGUCGAAGAUGUGUCUGAAGGGUAAAUGCUCCUGUGUUAAUAGUGCUCAAAAUACAGACACUGCAAUACUUCGACACACUAAACUCUGAAAGGAAGCUGCUUGUGAUAAGGCAGAAGGCUAAUGUUCCUCUAUUAGGUUCUUUCAUUUCUGUCUUACACAGGUCAGACUGUCAUCUGCAAAGAAAAGGCUUCAUAUAAUGGGCUGCAGCUGGCUGAAGUAAAAGCACUUCUUUUUUUAAUUCAGGCCUUCUUAAGAUUGCUGAACCUUAGCAGAGCAAAAAUACUUCUCUUUCUAAAAACACUUGCCCUGGGCUUUGUUUUCAGUGCCGAAUAUAGUUGGAAUAUGUGAAGUACUGUUGAAAAGAAAAGAAAAUGCUGGCUUCAGCCUGCCAGCUGGGGAAAUGGCUCAUGGCGUUUACAAUGAGAAUUGAAAUCAAUGGAAAUCACUGCUGUUUUUUUCUUUCUGUUCAGACUGAUCUUAUCACAGUUCACCACGCGUGUGGUCUUACAGCUUGUGCUUUGUUUAACGGUCACUCAGACUUUACAUUCUCUUUUUAUACCGAAACCCCUCUAAAACAUUUAGUUGUUUCACGAAAUGCCUUACUGAAAAAAAGUAGGAAGCCUGUCCAUCACCUGAAGUCACUUGUUGAAAGUUAUCUGAAAUAUGGUACAAUCAGACAGUGACAGGUGUAGCAGGUAACCAGGGACUCUAUUUUCAAUUUGAGAAAACAGAUUUGUGUUCUCCUACUUGCUAUGAUCAACAACAAAAACAAUAAAAUAUAUGUUUUGCA